CCAGUCGAAUCCGGAUUCGAUUAACAUUUGGGAUAAAAACCAGUUUCAGCUGGAAUCAACGCGUUAUUCUGUAUUAUAACUUACCAAAGUUAGGAAGUCGUUGCACACACACAAAAAUUCACCAGUAAUAUUGGCGAUAAUGUCCCCCCAAUGGCAGACUUAAAGCUGGACCAGCGUCGCCAUUCUUGGUGUAGGACUCUCAUUUAACAGUGACUUAGCCUCUUUCACAGAUCUGUCCGCUGUCUAUCUUCUCCUAUAUACAGAUUUAGGACAAUUAAAAAGAUGGAACGAAUAAUCUCCAAAGACAAAGUGAAGAAAAGCAUUAGAGCUGCUUUAAGAAGGAAGUUACCGGCUGACCAGUACACAACCACUGUCGGAUCCUAUUGCGAGUGGAACAGGGACGUCGAUUUGGACCCCCCAGACUUCGUAGAGGAGGCCCCAGAAAAUGACAAGUACAUUGAAAACUAUUACGAUGCCCUGCAGUAUUCUCUGUAUGAAACAAACUUCCCGGAAACCGUGGACAGAACGGAAGAUCCCAGGACUACUCCACCUGCCUCGGGGAUUUCCAUCGUUGUAAUGUCGUCCCCCGUGGAAUGCAUGGCCAUUUUACUGGAAGGGGGUCGGCAGUGCCCCGGGGAUAUGCUUCUGGUCAUGUCAAAGUCGUGGAUCACAGUCGUUCCUAGUGACUUUGACCCCUCUAUGAACAGCCUGUUCGUCCACAAAGCGAUAUCCUUUGACACGGGAGGUAGGACGUUUAUUGACGUCUUCGAUCCGCCCAGACAUGUGACGUACUUCAUGAAUUUUUUCACGAGGGCCAUUACAGAGGGCCAGACUGGAGAUGGGGAGGAGCUGGAGGUCAAUCUUGACUGCCCCAUGUCCAGCUCGCUAAAACUGGUCAAAAGAACAGACGACAAGUUGUUUACUAGGAUUCUGAUGGCUGAAGCUGGUGUAGCUUACCCGGAAACUCUUGCUUUUGGUUACAAAAUCCCCUACCCCUACAAUGUACCUAACGAUGCCAACAUUAGGAUUCUUAAGAUCUCGACCAAAGAAGGGGUAGACAACCUCAUACAGGAAGAAGUUAUGUCUUUCUUAAACAAACUAGAUGACGGCGUGGACAAGAUUGUAGUGAAACCGUCUGGAAUAAAAUGGCAUGGAAGUAUGGGAGUAUCCUUUUACAACAGGAUGGAUUCCAAGGCUAUUUGUGAUGCGGCAGCUCUGCUGCUUCAGGCUUUGGAUCCCGGAGACGGUGUUUUGGUAGAAGUGUUCUGUGGCCCAUGCGAAGAUGAUAACGCAAUGAAGGACUUUUCGUUUCGUCUUCGUGCCAACGUCUGCCGAGGGCCAGGAGACGUACCAACCACCACCACUCUUAUAUGUGGUGUCGGCAAGAAAAACGAACCAAUCAACGGCGACAAUACUGUGCCGCAAUCAUUGCAGACGACUAUGCGCCAGUGGGGUCUGGAGGCGGAGACGGAACGCAUAGUGGAGACGAUCAAAAUAGGAUCAGAGAAACUCCUUCAACGUGUGAUCAACCAUGAGAAUUCACUUACCUUGGCCGAAAAGGGGUGUGUAGGAGCGCAGACAGAUGUUAUAGGAAUUGACUAUUUCCUGAGUAAGAGGGGUGGAAAUUACAUCCCAUACGGAAUUGAGGUCAACAGCCAUGACUGCACCAUCAACUGUCAGCUGUACGAGUUCAUCAACCCCUCCCAGACCGGAAAAUCCGUGGCCCCCCUGGUGGAAACAAUGAUAGAACGAUCUCAGAAAUUCAUGGUCCAGGGUAAAAGGGUACUGGUCCUGAACUUGGGAGUCAAAAGCAAAAAGUUUAUACUGGAUGCUGCAAUUAGGGACAAUAUCAGGGUUAUUCUAUGUGAUACUUUUCCGGCAGAGAUGGCUCCUAAAGUCCACAGAUACAUCCAGUACGAUUUCUUAGACCACACACAAGACGAAGAGCAUGCGCAAAACAUCAUUGAAAUCCUUCAAAAGCAGGAAAUCAUCAUCGACGGCUGCUGCACUUUCUGGGAAGAUUGUGGACCUCUAGCUGCCAUCAUUAAUGAAAAAAUGGGUCUGAUGGGUGCCGGGGUAUCGGGAGCAAGGAGCGCAAAGCAGAAGUCUAAGACGCACCAAACGCUAUACAGUCGCACUGGGGACAUUCCUCAUUUUCCUAGAACACACUUGUACACAGAAAAAUGUAUUCAUGUGGAAAAAGCCGAGGACCUACCAUCCGCCGUGGCAGAAAUAGGCCUCCCUUGCGUGUUGAAACUGGAGUUUGGUUCCAGUGCAGUUGGCGUGAAGCUGUGUCACGACUUGGACGAAUGUACUAUGUACUUCAAUUCUCUUCAGAACCAACUUACCUGUGAAGCUGAUUUCCCCGGAAUUGGUCUCGGCCAUGGAAACAGCAUGAUGGUCAUGAAAUGGCUCAGAGGGACAGAGCAUGAUGUUGAUCUCGUGAUCUACAAACGUAAGCUUAUAGCAGCCUUUGUAUCGGACAACGGCCCCACACGACCGGGUUCCUUCACCGAGACCGCAGCCUGUAUGCCCUCCUGUCUACCUCCAGAUAAGAUCGGCCAGAUCGUCACGGCAGCCUACCAAUGCUGCACGGAGGUGGGGCUAAUCAACGGCGUCUUUAACGUAGAAAUGAAGAUGUCACCAACGGGACCGAAACUGAUAGAAAUCAACGCCAGAAUGGGCGGCUUCUACAACCGACACUGGAUCUUGAAGUGCUAUAAUGUUGAUAUGGUCAGGUGCGCCUUCUUGAUAGCCUGUGGAUUAAAGCCCGUUCCUCCCAAGGAGAAGCCAUCUUGUCAUAUCAUGGGCGUGAUGUGUAUACCGUCACAGCACGCUGAGGUCUUCAAAAGCCAGAUCUGGUCGGAGACAUUCCAAAAUGCCCCGGACAUUCUCUAUACUCUGAUUGAAGAUGAUUUCAGCCAUGCCACUCCCGAGACCGAGGAACCAAUGUGUAAUAUAGCCGUGUGCACACCUAGUAGGGCCGCAUCCAAGGAAAAGCUUUUGAUGAUCUGCGACGCUUUCAAAGUUACAAACAAUGAAUACGAUGUCCCGCACUAUGUCUCAGAGUUUAAUUGAUGAUCAAAAUUGCUGUAUUUUGUAAGUUUGAACAUUUUUUUCAUGUUGUAAACAAUUUAAUUGAUGCACA
Saccostrea cuccullata (small rock oyster) is the source of this 3148-nucleotide messenger RNA. RefSeq names its product carnosine synthase 1-like. The coding region runs from base 283 to 3078 and encodes 931 amino acids. The transcript has 7 exons. Gene Ontology annotation, biological process: carnosine biosynthetic process. Lineage: Eukaryota; Metazoa; Mollusca; Bivalvia; Ostreida; Ostreidae. The record is from RefSeq and is a predicted model, not a curated record. Gene Ontology annotation, molecular function: ATP hydrolysis activity; metal ion binding; carnosine synthase activity.